Molecule: messenger RNA, 1095 nt
Organism: Stylonychia lemnae
Lineage: Eukaryota; Ciliophora; Spirotrichea; Sporadotrichida; Oxytrichidae
Source: the annotation of a GenBank genome assembly
AUGCUCGUCAGUGUUCCCAAGAGGUACUACGAUUUGCAACGUCUACAUUUCCAGGAGAGCAACUUUCGUAGCGGACUCUCUGGUGUUUAAAUGACCAUGUUUGGUGGCACUAGCACUCUUGGUUCAACUUUCGGUGGUAUGAUGACUCGUAUGGGAUCUCAAGCUAUCUAUCCCUAUAGAUAAAUGGGCUCAUUGUGGGACGAUAGGUUCAAGGAAUUAAAGACCACCGCUGAUUUAGGUUACAAGACAUAUGUUAGACUCACUGAUUUCACUAGUGAGAAAGAAAUUGCAUAUACUAUGAGAGAUUCAAAUGUCGUAGUUUCAUGCAUUGGUUCUCAUGUUUGGAGCAAGCGUGAUAAGGACUUUGAAGACGCAAAUAUUAGAGUGCCAAUGGCAAUUGCCAAAGCUGCUAAGAACAGCAAGAAAGUUAAGAGAUUCAUUUAUCUAUCAGCAGCUGGAGCAGAUCCCAAUUCUCACAGCAGAAGACUCAGAACUAAGUGGCUUGGAGAACAAGAGGUCAAGGAAAUUUACCCAGAAGUCACCAUUCUCAGGCCCACAUACAUCUUCAAUUUAUUGCACACAAAUGUCACAAUCUCAGGCAAGUGGGGAAUGCAAAUGAAGAUGUUCAACAGAAUGAACUGGCUUCCAGAAGGUAUGAACAGCAAAUGCUAACCAGUCUUUGUCAAUGAUAUUGCUCUAGCUAUGCUUAACUGCUUGAAGAUGGAGGAGACCAUUGGUCAGACCUAUGACCUCGGUGGUCCAAAUAUUCUAACUUAUGAAGAGAUAUAUGAAUAACUAUUCAAUCAAGCAGGAAUCAAGCCAUACACUACCGUCGUUAAGCUUGAGGAUGCCUAUGAAUACUAUCACUACAAAUGGUGGUAGUCUUUCUACAGACAACUCUUCAGAACAUGGCUCACUCCUGAGUUCAUGACCAUCGAAGCUCAAGAUCUCGUUUGCAAUCCAAAUAACAAAGGUUUCGAAGAUUUACUCAUAAAACCAGUCAGUUUCGGUAAAAAGGUACCAGAGUACGCUCAAGAUGUCUACUGGCAAUACAAUGCUCAGGAUGUAACAAAGAGAGAAGGUGCUAAUAACUGA